AUGACUUUCGCACUGCAGCUCCCAAGUGAAUACGGCUACGUCCUGACGGUGGCCUCGGCCUCGCUUUUCGUCAACACGUACCAUUUCGUCCUCAGUGGGAAGGCACGCACAGCGAGUGGCCUUAGAUACCCCAUCCCGUACGCCGCCGCCGAGCACGCCGCUAAGGACCCGGCUGCGUACAAAUUCAACUGCGUCCAGCGUGCCCACGGCAACUUUGUCGAGAACUACACACCUUUUCUGGGCGCCCUGCUCAUUUCUGGCCUGCGCUUCCCCGUUGCCAGCGCCGCCUGCGGCGCUGCCUGGGUUCUCGGCCGCGUUUGGUAUGCAGCAGGGUACAUGCGCAGGGGUCCCGAAGGUCGGGUGAACGGCUUCCGCCUGUCUUUUUACCCAGAUCUGGUCUUGAAGUUUCUGGCUACAUGGACAAGCGUACAGAUGGCCAUGGAGGCGGCAUAG
Molecule: messenger RNA, 453 nt
Organism: Pseudomassariella vexata
Lineage: Eukaryota; Fungi; Ascomycota; Sordariomycetes; Amphisphaeriales; Pseudomassariaceae
Exons: 2
Coding region: 1-453 (150 amino acids)
Cellular component (GO): membrane; endoplasmic reticulum; nuclear envelope
Molecular function (GO): glutathione transferase activity; glutathione peroxidase activity
Source: RefSeq, a predicted model, not a curated record